Molecule: messenger RNA, 3141 nt
Organism: Rangifer tarandus platyrhynchus (Svalbard reindeer)
Lineage: Eukaryota; Metazoa; Chordata; Mammalia; Artiodactyla; Cervidae
Source: the annotation of a GenBank genome assembly
AUGGCAUUUCAUUGGUGGGUUUGGCCGGCAAAGGAGAGCUGCCGUCUUUCUGGUACCAGGAGCAGCCUUCCAGAAAUGGCAAAGAUGUUUUUCUCUGGUGGGCAGUGUGGCCACGUUGGCAGACCUGAAGAACUUUUACUGAUGUUUAAGGUAGCCCUUGUCAUCAUUUUUCUUCAUGUCACUCUGGUUACAUCCCUGGAAGAACAUGCUUACAAUUCCAGUUUGCUGUCACCAUCUGCUGAAUCAUCUCUCGUUGAUUCUGUCCCCUUCUCCAAUGAGGUUGAAACUACAAGCCUAAAUGAUGCUACUUCAAGCGUGUUAUCUACUUUGAACAGAACAGAAAAAACUAAAAUCACUAUAGUAAAAACCUUCAAUGCAUCAGGUGUCAAACCCCCGAGAAAUAUCUGCAAUUUGUCAUCUAUUUGCAAUGAUUCAGCCUUUUUUAGAGGUGAGAUCAUGUUUCAAUAUGAUGAAGAAAGCAAUAUUACCCAGAAUCAAGUUAUGGCUAAUGGCACGUUAACUGGAAUCCUGUCUCUAAGGGAAUUGAAACGAUCAGAACUCAACAAAACUCUGCAAACCUUAAGUGAGACUUACUUUAUAGAGUGUGCUACAGCAGAGUCCCAAAGCACAGUAAAUUGUACAUUCACCAUAAAAUUGAAUAAAACAAUGAACAUAUGUGCUGUGAUGGUUGCUUUCCAAACAGUAAAGAUUCGACCGAUGGAACAGUGCUGCUGUUCUGCCAGGACCCCCUGCCCUUCCUCCCUGGAGGAGGUAAAGAAACUGCAGUGUGACCUGCAGGAUCCCGUUGUGUGUCUCGCUCGUCAUCCACACGGCCCACCAUUCUCUUCUUCCAGCAAUGCCAUCCCAGUUGCUCCUCAGGCCACCAUUGUGUCCCAGAUCUCUAGUGCCUUCUCUUUUGCUGAGCCUCUAGCUCAUCCACUUGUAACCCAGAGCCCUCAAUCUCCAACAGGGGUGAUUCCCCUACCUUCUCCCCAGCCUUCAGCUCCCAUAACUUCCAGCCCAGCCAUUGAUAUGCCCCUGCCAUCUGGAACUGUCUCUUCCCCUAAGCCUCCACCUGAUCUUCCCCUCACCCUGCCCCGUGGGAAGUCCUCAGCCCCCUCUCCCACCACAUCUGCCACUGUGAACGUCAACACGACUGGCAUACCUCCUGACAAGACAGAAAUUGUUCACACCAGCAGCAUCAGUGUCUCUGAUCUUGAGAACCAAGUGUCCCGGAUGGAGCGGGCUCUGUCCUUAGGCAGCUUGGAGCCUAACCUUGCAGGACAAAUGAUAAACCAAGUCAGCCGACUCCUUCAUUCUCCGCCCACCUUGUUGGCCCCUUUGGCCCAAAGAUUGCUAAAAGUAGUGGAUGACAUUGGCUUACAGCUGAAUUUUUCAACCAAAUCCAUAAGUCUGACCUCCCCUUCUUUGGCUCUGGCCGUGAUCAGAGUAAAUGCCAGUAAUUUUGACACAACUACUUUUGCUGCCCAAGACCCUGCAAAUCUUCAGGUUUCUCUGGACGCUCAAGCUCCUGAGAACAGUAUUGGCAUUAUUACUUUGCCUUCAUCAUUGAUGAGUCAUUUAGCAGCUGAUGCUCUGGAGCUGGCUUCCAGGGUGCAGUUCAACUUUUUUGAAACUCCUGCCCUGUUUCAGGACCCUGCCUUGGAGAACCUCUCUCUGAUCAGCUAUGUCAUUUCCUCAAGUGUUGCGAACCUGACAGUCAAGAACUUGACAAGAAACGUGACGGUUACCUUAAAGCAUAUCGACCCGAGCCAGGAUGACUUAACAGUGAGAUGUGUAUUUUGGGACUUGGGCAGAAAUGGUGGCAGAGGAGGCUGGUCAUCUGAUGGCUGCUCUGUCAAAGACAGGAGGCUGAACGAGACCACCUGUACCUGCAGCCAUCUUACAAGCUUCGGCGUUCUGCUGGACUUGUCUCGAACAUCCUUGCCACCAGCUCAGAUGAUGGCCCUAACAUUUAUUACCUAUAUUGGUUGUGGGCUUUCAUCAAUUUUUUUGUCAGUUACUCUUGUAACCUACAUAGCCUUUGAAAAGAUCCGGAGGGAUUACCCUUCCAAAAUCCUCAUCCAGCUGUGCACAGCCCUGCUCCUGCUGAACCUGGUGUUCCUCUUGGACUCGUGGAUUGCUUUAUAUGACAUAAGAGGCCUCUGCAUCUCAGUGGCUGUAUUUCUGCAUUAUUUUCUCUUGGUCUCAUUCACAUGGAUGGGCUUGGAAGCAUUCCAUAUGUACCUGGCCCUUGUCAAAGUGUUUAAUACUUACAUCCGAAAAUACAUCCUUAAAUUCUGCAUUUUUGGUUGGGGCAUCCCGGCUGUGGUUGUGACCAUCGUCCUGAUUAUAUCUCCAGAUAACUAUGGGCUUGGAUCCUAUGGGAAAUUCCCCAAUGGGUCGCCUGAUGACUUUUGCUGGAUCAAUAGCAAUGCUGUAUUCUAUAUCACGGUUGUGGGGUAUUUCUGUGUGAUAUUUUUGCUGAACGUCAGCAUGUUCAUUGUGGUCCUGGUUCAGCUUUGUCGAAUUAAAAGGAAGAAGCAACUGGGAGCCCAGAGGAAAACCAGUAUUCAAGACCUCAGGAGUGUCGCUGGCCUUACGUUUUUACUAGGAAUUACUUGGGGCUUUGCCUUCUUUGCCUGGGGACCAGUUAAUGUCACCUUCAUGUAUCUCUUUGCCAUCUUCAAUACCUUACAAGGGUUUUUCAUAUUCAUCUUUUACUGUGUAGCAAAAGAGAAUGUCAGAAAGCAGUGGAGGCGGUAUCUUUGUUGUGGAAAGUUACGACUGGCUGAAAAUUCUGACUGGAGUAAAACUGCUACUAAUGGUUUAAAGAAGCAGACUGUAAACCAGGGUGUCUCCAGCUCUUCAAAUUCCUUACAGUCAAACAGUAACUCCACCCACUCCACCACGCUGCUAGUGAAUAAUGAUUGCUCAGGACUCGCCAGCGGGAAUGGGAAUACUUCUACAGAGAAGAAUGGUGUUUCUUUCAGUGUUCAGAAUGGAGAUGUGUGCCUCCAUGAUUUCACUGGAAAACAGCAUAUAUUUAAUGAGAAAGAAGAUUCCUGCAGUGGUAAAAACCGUAUCGCUCUAAGAAGGACUUCAAAGCGGGGAAGCUUACACUUUAUUGAGCAAAUGUGA